AUGGCCGUCGAAGGGUCCCCCGCGAGGGGCAAGAAGAGCGGCGGCGCGGAGGGCGGCUGGGAGCUGGAGCAGGUGGCGGCCGAGGGCCCUCCGCCCCGCUCGCCCCGGGGGCCCCAAGGCGGCGGCCGCCUGGCUCGGCUGCGCAAGACGCCGGAGAAGAACGCCGAGAUCCUGAGCAGCCAGUACGGCUUGCACCUCUUCCUGGCGGGGCUGCUGCUGAUGUUCGCGUGGGCCGUGCACGCCAAGGGCUUCUCGCAGAGCGCCGUCCUCUCCUACCUCACCACCCUCAUGCUGCUGCAGAUCCUCUGGAUGGCCUGGUACAUCUGCCGCCGCUACGCGCACAAGAGGCUCAUCCAGGACAAGGACACGCACGCCGGGGCGCGCUGGCUCAAGUGUGCAAUUACUUUGUUUGCAGCGAUUACUUUAAUUAUGGACUCUUUCAAAAUUGGAUACUUUGUUGGAUAUUCAGAUUGCUUAUCAGUCACGGAAGGUAUUUUUCCUGCCACACAUGCAGUACAUACACUGCUGCAGGUAUACUUCUUAUGGUCCCAUGCAAAGGAUAUUAUCCAAUCCUUCAAAAUGUUGGAGAGGUUUGGAGUGAUCCAUUCUGUAUUUACAAAUUUGCUUUUGUGGACAAAUGGUGUGUUAACAGAAUCAAAGCAUCAACUUAAUGAACACAAGGAAAGGUUAAUCACUCUUGGAUUUGGAAACAUAACAAUAGAAUUGGAUGAUCAUGAGCCACAGUGUAAUUGUACCACAACAGUCCUCUGCUCCAUAUUUUCCCAAGGAAUAUAUUACCUGUACCCCUUCAACAUUGAGUAUCACAUUAUGGCAUCCACAAUGCUCUAUGUGCUAUGGAAGAAUAUUGGACGCAAAGUGGAACACCUUCAGCAACACAAGAUAACAUUCAAGUUUCAAGGGAAAACAUUGGGUGCCAUUUUAGGACUGAUUGUGUUCACCACAACAAUAGCUAUUGUUGUUGUCUAUUUGUUUCAGAUAGGGCGUUCAAAAAUAAAGAGCGAAAUAGGACUUAUUAUGUUUUAUUUGUAUAGUAUUGCAGUACUGACAAUGAUGUGUGCAGCUGGGAUAGUCGGUCUUCUGAUUUACCGGCUUGAAGAAAAAUCAUUGGAUGUUUCCAAAAACCCAGCUAGGAAACUUGAUGCAGACUUACUGGUUGGAGCUGCCUCAGGAUCCUGGCUUCUGUCUUGGGGUUCCAUCCUUGCAAUUAUUUGUGCUGAUUCUCACCCUACAUAUACAUGGUAUAAUCUGCCCUUUUCCAUACUUGUUAUAUUUGAGAAAUAUAUUCAGAACCUCUUUAUAAUUGAAUCCAUACACCGUGAGCAUGAAAAGGUUAAUGAUGACAUUAAAACAAUUCGUAUAGUAACUGUGUCCAAUGGAAAUACUCUUUCACCUGCACCUUCUUACAAAGAAAUAUAUAAUGGAAUGGAUGGCAUUCAAAAUGGAGAGUCACCAUACAUGUUUAAUGGAAAUAAUAUUCUGCCUGAGAGCAGUGGAAGUGAUGCUCUAGAUGAAGACAAAAGUCAAGGCAACACCCCAGUCACUCCCUCCACCUCUGAUUUCUCACUUUAUAGCAAAAAUUCUUCUGUCAACAACAAAAGAAACAUCCUGAAGAAUAUUGCUGCAUUUUUGUUCCUAUGUAAUCUUUCGCUUUGGAUUCCACCAGCUUUUGGCUGCCGCCCUGAGUAUGACAAUGGACUGGAAGAAAUGGUUUUUGGAUUUGAGCCUUGGAUCACGGUGGUUAACCUUGCAAUGCCUUUUUCCAUUUUCUAUCGGAUGCACUCAGCUGCUUCCCUUUUUGAGGUCAUUUGCAAAACAUGAAUUUCAUUUUUUUUAAAAACAGUGAAGGAUGGAUGGAUGGCUAAAGAACAUGAAUGCAGCAGCCAAUGUUUGGCCAAAGUAGAGCGUGCAGUUUGAAUGAAAAUAUAAUGAAGAAGAUACAGACAAUUGACAAGUGCCAUAUUUUGAAGAGCAAAAAAGAGGACACAUUUGCCGACUUCUACUUUUAACCAUGGAUCACUAUGACGACUCUACCCAUGAAAAAGAGGAUGUGUCCUGGAAAAAGAGGAUAUGGGGCAACCGAAGGUGGAACUCCUAAUACUUCAUCAGUCCCUCCUGCCACAACAAUGUAGGCAAGAAUUUAAUACAUUGUCUAUAUGGCGAAGUCAAUGAAAAUAAGACUGAACCUUUCCCUGGCUAUUUUUCUCCCCUGUUAGAAAAUAAAACACAUUACCAAUUCAAUGUAUAUAGACACAUUUUUCUCUGAGUUCUUAGAGAUUUGUAAUCAUCAUCAUCAUCUAGCCAUGGACAUAGCCAGGGGGGCAGCUGCCUCCCUAAUCAAGUAAAUAAAUAAAAAUACUUAACUAAAAGUAGAAAUUGUAGAAAGAUUUUGACAGAUUUUUCUGAGCACUUGGGGUCAAAAGAAAGUAAUUUAAAACAACUGUUGUUGAGACAUUUCAUUUUGAAUCUGCUAGACAGAGCCAGACAGAGGAUGAUGACAAGGGGGUGUCCCCCCCCAACAUAAAUCCUGGCUAAGCUCAUGAAUCUAGCCACAUUUAAUCACAUUUAAGUUUUGCUGAUUGCAAUGGCGGGAGAGCACGUGCACCAGUGGGACUAAAAAAUGUCUGGAUUGGUUGAGCAGACAAUUUGAUGUUUGAAAAAUAGGAGAACAAUGUUAUGUUAACAUUUCACAAGACAGACAUGGCUAGAUACUGGAUGCCACAAUUGCUUUGUACUUGUUAUAUGUAUU
Podarcis raffonei (Aeolian wall lizard) is the source of this 2767-nucleotide messenger RNA. RefSeq names its product otopetrin 1 (gene OTOP1). The record is from RefSeq and is a predicted model, not a curated record. Gene Ontology annotation, biological process: inner ear morphogenesis; proton transmembrane transport. The coding region runs from base 1 to 1839 and encodes 612 amino acids. Gene Ontology annotation, molecular function: proton channel activity. The transcript has 6 exons. NCBI's taxonomy places the organism in Eukaryota, Metazoa, Chordata, Lepidosauria, Squamata, Lacertidae. Gene Ontology annotation, cellular component: membrane.